AUGUCGACGGACGAGUAUAUCGUCAUCGUUGCCGACGAAUCUGGUGAGUUCCCGCCCGCAGCUCGGGGGCUCCAUCUCACUGCCACGCUACUUGGGCUUGUUCGAACAAGACCACAAGAGAGACUAUUUUGAAUGGCCGUCUGGCCAAGGUCCGGAUGCAUCGCGGACUGGCUUCCUCUGUCUCCCUCAACAUCAACGGCCCACGCCUAGAGCUUGCUCGUCUGACUGACACAAUCUCGUGACACCCCGCGCCUCUCUCCCCACUCGUUCCAUCACCUUCUUCGGCGCACAGCCGCCAAGAAAUGGGUCGCAGGUGGUACGUUCUAGCCCUGCAUUGCUUCGAAAUGGUUUUUCUCAAUGCUGAGUUUGGAUGGAUUUUUGUCUUUUCAAUUUUCACAGACAAGUGAGCUGCUUUUCCAUCGGGCUUUGUUCGAGUGGGGGCAGUUACCCACUUCCUGACCCAUUUCGCUGAUGCUUUAAUCGCGCUCGGUACACCUGCGCAACAACAGGACGAUUCCGCUCGUUGACAUCGUCGACUCGUUUGACGUUUUCCACACUGGGCAAGGCUCGCAAGGUCUGCUGCAGCGCCCCUCUAAGCAGGAGCUCGACUCAGUUUUUGGUACCCACAACGACACCGAGAUUGUCGAGAUCGUGCUCGAGAAGGGCAAGUAUGUGACCGGGCCGGCCAAGACCUCGGCAAAGGAAGGCAGCGCUUCGUGAGUGUCAUCUUAUUCGAGGGGUUUCGGUUGCUCAUGCCGCAGCCGGAUACUAACUCGUAUUUCUUCCCCGUUUCGUUCCCUUCUCAGCGGGAUCGCCAAUCAGACCUCGAGGGGCGCCGUCUCCGGCGGACGAUAA
Molecule: messenger RNA, 855 nt
Organism: Microbotryum saponariae
Lineage: Eukaryota; Fungi; Basidiomycota; Microbotryomycetes; Microbotryales; Microbotryaceae
Source: the annotation of a GenBank genome assembly